AUGCGACGGCAGCUGCGAGACUUUCCCAGACUAAUCUGUCUGCUGGUAGCCUUGAGGCCCCUCAACACAAGGGCUCAGUUAUACUACCCCAGUCCUCAGGCUGUGGCAUUGUCCCCCACUGGGGUACCGGAUGCAGCUCCAGGACUUCCCCGACUUCUGAUAUACAACCCCUUCAGUGGGCAACAGCUACGGCCGCUCCGCUACUCUGCCCUAAUGCGGAGCGGUAGGCGUCCACCCGUGAAUGGCAACAUAGUGGAGCUGCCGGAGCUGUGGCAACCGUGCUCAUGCGCCGAGUUUGCCUGUCGCUGCUGCUUGGGCUUAGUCCUUGGCUUCGGCGAGGCCUUCAACCAGCGCGUUUGUGCCGUCGUGGAGUACAGGCGGUCGGACUUGGGCUUGCGCCUCAGUGUGCAGCUGAACCAGCGCACAGUGGCAAACUUCGGUUUCUCCGCCCGCAAUCCGCCCGACUACUGUGUCCCGCUGCUGCUCCCUUUGCCGCUGUUCAGUUGCCUCCGACUCUACGAAAUCCGCACCCUUGGUGAGGGCAACGUUCAGGUAUGCCUCUCGGUGGUUUUUAAGGUCCUGGCCAACCAGUUCUAUGAGUACAGACUGAACUGCGUCCAAUUCGGAGCCAAUGGAGUCUACUUUGUGCGCGACGACGAUCUACAGAAUGAUACCCAGCACUCAGAGGUGGAGCUUGACCAGCGGGAAUUGACAGCCGAAAACAAUUACGGGCAUAUGCCAAAUGAUAAGCUGGUCCCUGGGAAUGGAUUCGGGUCUUAA
This is a messenger RNA of Drosophila serrata, 780 nucleotides long. RefSeq lists its product as uncharacterized. The record is from RefSeq and is a predicted model, not a curated record. Lineage: Eukaryota; Metazoa; Arthropoda; Insecta; Diptera; Drosophilidae.